Pieris rapae (cabbage white) is the source of this 797-nucleotide messenger RNA. It is a transcript of the gene Yippee, whose product is annotated as protein yippee-like 5. Lineage: Eukaryota; Metazoa; Arthropoda; Insecta; Lepidoptera; Pieridae. The transcript is spliced from 3 exons. The record is from RefSeq and is a predicted model, not a curated record. Bases 152 to 475 code for a protein of 107 amino acids.
CUCAUAGUCGUCAUAGUUGAUACUUGAUUGAUAAAUCUAAUCGUAAACAUUUAUUUCAGAGGAAGGUCAACUUUAUCUUAUUAAUUUUUAGUUAUUCAAGCACAAUAUAUUAAUGCUUGUAUAAUAUACAGCGUAAAGUCUUAAAAGUAUAAUGGGAAAAAUAUUUCUUGACCACAUUGGAGGAACUCGGCUGUUUCUUUGUGCUGCUUGUGAUGUUGUUCUUACAAAUCGAUCAGAGCUUAUAAGUACAAGAUUCACUGGAGCUACAGGCCGUGCAUUUCUGUUCCAUAAAGUAGUAAAUCUAAUUUAUUCUGAGGUUCAAGACCGUGUUAUGUUAACUGGUAGGCAUAUGGUGCGAGAUGUAUCUUGCAAAAACUGUUGCACUAAACUUGGCUGGGUGUACGAGUUUGCUACGGAGGAGAACCAACGAUUUUCUUUAUUUGUUACAGCUACAAAGAGGGCCGUGUUAUUUUAGAAAGAGCCCUAGUAAAUGAAGCAGAAGGUUUUGAAGAGAUUCCUGUAAAUAAUGAUGAUUAAAUUGCCCAUGUGAAUUUUUUUCUCUGGAAGUUUCAAAUAUGAUGCUUAAUUUAUAUUUUUUACUUCUAAAACAUAAGAAUAUAUUAUAGUAGGUAUUGGUAAAUUUAAAUUUUGUGAUAACUAAUCUUAGGUAUUAUACUCUCUAACAGUAGUAAAAAUAUUUAAUUUGUAAUUUUUUAAUCACUAUUAUGAAUUUUAGUAUUUAAAAUCUAUGUAUGAUCUCUAAAAUAAACAAACAUUGAAACCCUGUUUUCAUUUUA